UUAUUAGGAUCGUUCGCGCGUCAGUUUUGUUAACUGUGACUGUGUAUUUUAGUAUUAUGUGUACGCUUAUCCUUCCCUGGGGCACUUGUGUAACGUAGUGUUUGCCAACUUCGAACAAUGACACAAGAAGAGUUUUGUACUCGUUUCAGUGAAGAGCUACGUGUGUCGCCAGAGAAUUUAACUGACGAUAACGAUGUUGUUGUAAGAAAGAAAAGGGUAACGAGUGUUAAAGAGAUGAUUCUGCGUUUUGAAAAGACAAACAGUAAUAUUCUCGAUGAUUCUUUGGAAAGGUCCAAAGAGCCUUCUUUAGGUAGUUUGACGAGUGUUGUCAAUCCGAUUCAGGCCCAUUACCAACAUUUAUGUCCCGCGGCUAGGUCACAAGAUAGAAAUUCAAAUGUAUCGGUUAACUCAAUUUUAUCAAAUGCGUCGGAAAAUAGUAACGAAUCCAGUUCGUCGGGGUUUGUAUCUGAUAGAAAAUCAGGUGGAGAUACCUUAUUGCCGCACAGGCCUGCACCGCCACCUCCAUUACCUUUCAAAGAAAGCAAAAAAUCUCUAAACAACGAAGAAGCGACCUUAAGAGAAAGGCGAUUUUCAUUCACAACGCCGUCUUCUUCGCCCGUAACGACAAGGCGCAGUCGGCAGCCUCCUGUGAUGAGGAAAAAAUCAACUGCAACAAAUCAAGGACAUUCGGGUGAAACGCAUUGGUCUUACGGUGUUAGGCAAAGUGAUUUAGAAAAGUUAUUGAGAUUGAAACGUUCAGAAACUUCGGACAAUGAAGAAGACGCUAAGAUAGUUAACAAUAUUUCGUUGGAAAGUGAUAGUAGCAGUAAUAGUAGUAGUAGUAGUAGUGGUAGUGACGAUGAUUCGCACAGUGAUAGUAAUUACAGUAACGGGAAAGAAUAUCUAGUGAAUUUGGAAGACGGUAGAACUGAUACUCUCUCAACGGAUCAUUCAACGGACACCUUGAUUAAUGAAAGAGACAGUGAACCAGGGGAUGAUUUGUCUAUCGGUUCGGGUGAAUCUGGUGCUCCCAGCAAUUUCGAUAAUGUUAGCAUUAAAUCAAUUUCAUCUUUAGACAUGAUACCAUAUCAAAAAUAUGAUAGCAUAACUGUGUCUUCGGACGAGUUCGGUUCGGAAGUAUGUCACGCUCCUGACACUGAAUUUCUAACUGUGAGUGCAGUGAACGAAUGGUGCAUUUCUCAAUCUGCAGCAGAACCGGUAUUGCUGCCACUUGAAUCCAAAAAAGAGAAAUAUAAAAGACGACUAACAGAACGUGUCAACGAGCUCCUACACACAGAAAACGUGUACGUGGAGAGGUUACGACACGUCGUAGAGGACUACAUACCUGUCAUGGAGAAUCAGGACUUAGCGCCGUCAUUCAAAGGCUUGAAGCCAAACAUAUUCGGGAACAUUGAGAGAAUAUUCCGGUUUCACUCGGAGGAGUUCCUGCCCGCGUUGCGGGACUGCGAGAAUGAUCUCAGGAAGCUAGGGCAGUGCUUUAGACGAUUUGAAAAAAGGUUCAAUAUGUACGUAAUGUACUCUAGAAAUAAUAAGAGAGCCACGAGACUGGUGUUUGAGCAUAAACAAUUCUUUCAGGAAAGACAAUUCGAAUUGGGUGACAGAUUAGACUUGUCAAGCUAUUUACUAGAACCAGUCCAGAGACUUCCGAGGUACAAACUAUUUUUAGCCGAUCUAGUGAAGACGUACACGAAUUAUGAGAACGAAAGAUGCGAAUCAGAUUCAAGGAUAUCAAAACUUAGCGUUGACAGCGACGAAACCGGAGGAAGCAACGGAGACGUAUCGGAAAACGACGAAACCCCUUUGGAAAGUCUAAAGAAAGCUAAAACUAUGAUAGAACGCGUGCUGACAGCUGUUGAUGAAAUAAUGGCGUUAGAAAACAUAACCGACUGUCCGCAUUACCUAAACCUUCUGAACCAAGGUCGACUGCUUCGUCAGAACGAGUUCUACGCUAUGGACACGGCUCGGCGCUGGCGACAGCUCAUGAGGAUAUUCCUCUUUGACAAACUCGUUCUCAUCACUGCUGUCUAUAGGAAGCAACAAAGGGUAGAGUACUUCAUAUACAAAGAUCACAUCUCAGUGGACGACCUCGGUAUCACGGCCAAGGAACACGACCGGCACAAAUUCACCAUUUGGUAUAAGAAGAGAAACCUGAAGUCCUAUAAGCUGGAGACGAAUGAUCCAGUCAUCAGGAAUUCUUGGGUCCAAGAUAUAACAUCACUACUGUGGGAACAGGCUAUGCAAAAGAAAGAGCUUCUUCAACAGCAGCGAAGCAAACGGAUAUCGAUGGUUUCAAUGGACAGUCAAGCCUCCGUCGAUUCGGAAAGGAAUGAUGACAAAUAUAAUUCACUGCGCGGUGUUCCCGGUGAGGUUCGUCGUUCCGGUGAUAAGAAAGUGCGUAGGACAACUUGGUACUGCGAAUGAAAACAAUAGUCGUAUUUUAUUAUGUGUGUGUAAUUUUUUUUAUUUUUUUUUAUUGCUUAGAUGGGUGAACGAGCUCACAGCCCACCUGGUGUUAAGUGGU
This is a messenger RNA of Bombyx mandarina (wild silkworm), 2542 nucleotides long. RefSeq lists its product as uncharacterized. The record is from RefSeq and is a predicted model, not a curated record. Gene Ontology annotation, biological process: axon guidance. Gene Ontology annotation, molecular function: guanyl-nucleotide exchange factor activity. Lineage: Eukaryota; Metazoa; Arthropoda; Insecta; Lepidoptera; Bombycidae. Gene Ontology annotation, cellular component: extrinsic component of membrane; cytoplasm; plasma membrane.